AUGAUCGCCCUACACUUUUGCUUCCUGUGCUCCCUCCUUGUGAGCCUACUGAGGGGAUACAAACUGAUGCAUGCACGGGGAGGUGCACAGAUAGCCCCCCAACGGGGCGCACCCAGCAAUGUCGCGCUGCACGCGGCACCCGAUCAGAGGCGAAACUACUACCACUGUGGAGACAACCGCGUAGCACUCGUUACGGGCGCGGGGAGAGGAAUUGGCAGGAGCAUCGCCAAAACGCUGGGCGGCUCGGUGUCCACCGUAUUGUGCAUCAGUCGAACGCAGAAAUCCUGCGAUAACAUCGUGGACGAACUCAAAUCGAUGGGGUGCCAGUCCUCCGGGUACGCCGUGGACUUAGCAGACAAGGACCAAGUAACAGAAUUGAUUAACAAGCUGUUGGCAGAAAACAAAACCAUAGACAUCCUUGUGAACAACGCAGGAAUUACCAGGGAUAAUAUAUCUCUUCGUAUGAGGAGCGAGGAAUGGGAAGAUGUCCUAAGAACGAAUUUAAGUUCGCUGUUUUACGUAACGCAGCCAAUUGCUAAACGGAUGGUUAGCAAUCGUUACGGCCGCAUCAUUAAUAUGUCUAGCAUAGUUGGUCUUACAGGAAACGCAGGUCAAAUUAACUACGCAUCAUCCAAGGCUGGGGUCAUAGGGUUCACGAAAAGCUUAUCCAAAGAACUGGCUUCCAGGAACGUGGCCAAUUUGGUGGCUUUUCUCGCCUCCGAGAUUGCUGCAUACAUUAACGGAAAGGUGUUCGUAAUUGAUGGCGGCUUAUCCACGUGA
This is a messenger RNA of Plasmodium cynomolgi strain B, 780 nucleotides long. Its product is annotated as 3-oxoacyl-(acyl-carrier protein) reductase. The coding region runs from base 1 to 780 and encodes 259 amino acids. The transcript is spliced from 4 exons. NCBI's taxonomy places the organism in Eukaryota, Apicomplexa, Aconoidasida, Haemosporida, Plasmodiidae. Gene Ontology annotation, molecular function: oxidoreductase activity. The record is from RefSeq and is a predicted model, not a curated record.